This is a messenger RNA of Diospyros lotus (date-plum), 1587 nucleotides long. Its product is annotated as actin-like. The record is from RefSeq and is a predicted model, not a curated record. The transcript has 5 exons. Gene Ontology annotation, cellular component: cytoplasm. Bases 126 to 1259 code for a protein of 377 amino acids. Lineage: Eukaryota; Viridiplantae; Streptophyta; Magnoliopsida; Ericales; Ebenaceae.
AUAAUCUCCUCACUCACACAUUUCCUCUUUUAAACGGGAUCGAGCGGGCAACAAAGCCAGCCAUUAGCGAGGGAGAGAGAGAGAGAACCAGCGCCAAGUGCAGGGUCUCAAGCACGCAUUAGAAAAUGGCAGACUCUGAGGAUAUUCAGCCUCUCGUAUGUGACAAUGGGACAGGAAUGGUCAAGGCCGGAUUUGCCGGAGAUGAUGCUCCAAGGGCUGUAUUCCCUAGCAUCGUGGGCCGUCCUCGUCACACAGGGGUGAUGGUUGGCAUGGGCCAGAAAGAUGCCUAUGUUGGGGAUGAGGCUCAAUCCAAGCGUGGUAUCUUGACCUUGAAGUACCCAAUUGAGCAUGGAAUUGUCAACAACUGGGAUGACAUGGAAAAAAUUUGGCACCACACCUUCUACAAUGAGCUCCGUGUGGCUCCAGAGGAGCAUCCGGUCCUCCUUACAGAAGCUCCUCUCAACCCCAAGGCCAACCGUGAGAAGAUGACUCAAAUUAUGUUUGAAACCUUCAACGCACCUGCCAUGUACGUCGCUAUCCAGGCCGUUCUCUCACUUUAUGCUAGUGGCCGUACAACUGGGAUUGUUUUGGACUCGGGAGAUGGUGUCAGCCACACAGUUCCCAUCUAUGAAGGCUAUGCUCUGCCACACGCAAUCCUGCGUCUUGAUCUGGCAGGCCGUGAUCUGACAGAUGCUCUUAUGAAGAUCUUGACAGAGCGUGGUUACUCUUUUACCACCACUGCAGAGCGUGAAAUUGUGAGGGACAUGAAGGAGAAGCUAUCCUACAUCGCUCUUGACUAUGAACAAGAACUAGAAAUGUCCAAAACCAGCUCGUCUGUGGAGAAGACCUAUGAGCUCCCUGAUGGGCAGGUAAUCACAAUUGGGGCUGAGCGAUUCCGCUGUCCAGAAGUCCUCUUCCAGCCAUCAAUGAUAGGGAUGGAAGCUGCCGGCAUUCACGAAACUACAUACAACUCUAUAAUGAAGUGCGAUGUCGAUAUUAGGAAAGAUCUAUAUGGCAACAUUGUUCUCAGUGGUGGUACCACAAUGUUCCCAGGAAUUGCUGACAGGAUGAGCAAGGAGAUUACAGCAUUAGCUCCUAGUAGCAUGAAGAUUAAGGUGGUUGCUCCACCUGAGAGGAAAUAUAGCGUCUGGAUUGGAGGGUCUAUUUUGGCAUCUCUCAGCACAUUCCAGCAGAUGUGGAUAGCAAAGGCAGAGUAUGAUGAGUCUGGGCCAUCAAUUGUUCACAGGAAAUGCUUCUGAUAUUGCAAGCGAGAAAAGAUGUUGAGAAAUUUAUUCAUUCUUGUGAUUGGGAAAGGCUUCUGAUUUGAUCACAUGUGAUGAUUGGAAACAUUGACAACAAUGCCGCUUUGCAUUUGUAUUUCUUUGCUAUUCUUUUUCUAUGGUUGUUUGUAUUUUGAUCAUUGAGAAAAUGAACAUGGAGGGAAAAGCUGAGAAUUCAUUUAUAUUAUCUAUCUCUUAUAGAAGAAAUGUGUAGAAGUCUAUUGAUGCUUUCAUGGUUCGCUACCCUAUCCUGCUUUCUUUCAUCAGAAUUGUGAUUUAUUAAAUUCAAUAAAUAUGUACCUUCUAU